AUGACGCCACCGCCGCGCAGAGGGCGCUCUGCUGGUGACGUCACUGCCGUGCGCCGCCGGGGGAGCGGCAGCCGCCAUGUCUCGGGCCGGGCCCGGGCGGCCGGAGCUGGGACCGGGACCGGGACCGGGAUCGAGGCUGGCGGCGGCGAGGCGGCGGGAGAGCGGCGGAGGAGGCGGCGGAGCGGCCCAGGCGGGGGCCCCGAGCCCUCGGGCAGGACAGAGGGGACAGCGGAGCAGAAACACCCCCACGGCUUCGUUGUGCCCAGGGUGUCAGUGGCAGCAGGCAGAGGGGAUGGAGCUGUGCAGACCCCCCCCCUGCUGGGGCAGGAGGAGCAGCUGGAUCUGCUGGAACGUUUGGAUUCUGUCCUGGGAAACAUCUCCCAGCUGAGGAAGGAGGUGGAGGAGCUGAGGAACAGUCUGCAGAGCUUGGCUGCUGAGAUUGUUGAGGGGCUCAGGUCCCAGCUGGAGGAGAGCCAGCGGGUGGCUCCCCGCAGGAGGUUUCCCUUCCCCAGGGAGAGGAGGGAUUCCACUGCCUCCAGCUCCAUCUACUUCACUGCCAGCUCAGGAGCUGCCAACACAGAUGAUGGGGAGAGUGAAGGAGGCUACACCACAGCCAACGCUGAGUCUGACUACGACAGGGAGGAGUCUGAGAGAGAGAGUGAGGCAGGGGAGGAUGAGGAGGGCUGUGAGGCACUGAGAGACGAGUGCCUGGGCCUCCCCCACCAGGAGGAAACACAUUUACCCUCAGAUUCCUCUCUGGAGGAAGGGCUGGGACAGCUCCUGCAGCAGGCUGACCACCUGCACCACGGGGACCAGCAGGAGAAGAGAGAAGGGUUCCAGCUGCUCCUGAAUAACAAACUGGUGUAUGCUGACCAGAAGGAUUUCCUCUGGCGCCUGGCCCGAGCCCACAGUGACAUGUGUGACAUGGCUGAGGACAUGGAUGAGAAGAGAUCCUAUGCCUCUGAUGGCAAAGAAGAGCUGGAAGCUGCCUUGCAGAAAUGGGAUCAGAGUGCUGAGUGCCACCAGUGGUAUGCUGUGCUGUGUGGGCAGCUCUCAGAGCACCAGAGCAUCCAGAAGCGCAUCCAGGCUGCCCACGUCUUCAAGGAACACGUGGAUAAAGCCAUUGAGCUGAAACCAGAGGAUCCACAGCUCUAUUAUCUGCUGGGCAGGUGGUGUUACCAGGUUUCCCAUCUGGGAUGGCUGGAAAAGAAAACUGCUUCUGCUUUGUUUGAAACCCCCCCAACAGCCACUGUCCAGGAUGCUCUGCACAACUUCUUGCAGGUGGAGGAACUGAGCCCAGGCUUUUCCAAAGCAGGCAGAGUGUACAUUGCCAAGUGUUACAGGGACCUGGGGAACAGCUCUGCAGCUGCCCUCUGGAUGAAUCUUGCUUCAGAGCUGCCAGUGAAUACAAAAGAGGAUGCAGAAAGUGAGAGAGAACUGGAGGAGCUGCGGGCAGCACAGGUGGAGUGAGGGAGCCAGGGGAUGCUGCAGGGACAGAAGAGUUCCAGAGUUCCAGCCCAAAAGGACCCUGAGAGCCUGGACAUGGCUGAGCCACCCGAGUUCACAGGGAAGAGAAACCAGGGAGCACACCCAGGAGGAGGCCUUGGUGGGACUGACUGGGAUGAACUUUGGGAUUAAUUUCCUUCUCAGUGCACUGAGUACAUUUGAUUUUAGAAUGUCAAAUCCCUCAGAAGAGGUGUGGGGAUGUGCAGGUAGAAUUUGUGAUACAGAGCUAUUUGUGGUUUUUCUAUGUGUGUAUCACAGAUGUGUGUGAGGCCUGUGCUUUGUGAUACAAAAUACAUACAUCUUUAUGUAUAAACUGAUAUUUUCUAUCACAAACUCUACCCUCAGGCCUGCUGCUGCUGCUGACUCACUCAGCUGAUGCCAAAAUGUUUUUCAGACUCAAUUAAUUGUGUUCUCUUUUCCUUAGUGCCCUGCACUGAUCCAGGCUGGAGGGAGGGGGCAGAUGCUGAGCCUGGUGGUCCCUGUGCUGCUGAUGCUCCCCAGCUCUGGGGUCUCCUCAGCCUCUUGCAUUCCAGUGGGCACUGAGGCUUCAGGAAAGGCAAAUGCAGGGAAAAAAGAAGAAAAGGCAGAAAACAAGGACUUAAAACAGUGAGGUGUCAGCCCCUCCCUUCCUCACUGGGACAGAUCUGGUGAUGGUGUCCAAAACACCCUUGCUGGUCCUUCCCAGUGAAGCCUGAACAACCUUACUGGUUUCUGCUGGGAGCUCCCUGGGGUGAGUCCCUGCCAGGGACCAGGGGCCAUUCCAUCACCCCCCAAACUCUGGUUUUCAGAGGUGCUUUUGUCACACAAGUGACUGACAAGGUUCUCAGCUUCUGGAUUCUCAGUGUUUCAGUCCCUUCAGCUCCCUGCAACCUGUGCAGGGCAGGGGUUGGUUAACUCCUCAGUUACCAGAGAGGAAUAAUCUGUGCCAAAGCUGAUUCCCUGUAACGUGGCACCAAGAGGGUGCAGCUGACCCAGGGGGGGACAACAAAUGUGGUCAGAAAUCCCCCCAGAUCUUUAUCAGUGUCCCUGAGCCCCCAGCUCAGCCAGCACUGUGUGGUGUUUGUCAAGUGUCAGGUACCAAAGUGCAAGAGUAAAACAUUCCUUAAAAUCA
Messenger RNA from Calypte anna (Anna's hummingbird), 2617 nucleotides. It is a transcript of the gene RMDN3, whose product is annotated as regulator of microtubule dynamics 3. Gene Ontology annotation, molecular function: microtubule binding. Gene Ontology annotation, cellular component: cytoplasm; mitotic spindle pole; spindle microtubule. Bases 1 to 1470 code for a protein of 489 amino acids. The record is from RefSeq and is a predicted model, not a curated record. Lineage: Eukaryota; Metazoa; Chordata; Aves; Apodiformes; Trochilidae. The transcript has 14 exons.